UUCUUUUCUUUGAUUUCUUUGUUUCUUCUCAUUCAAUUCUUUCAUCAAAGACUCCAAACUGUCUCUCACUUUCUUGGAAUUCUCCAAUUUCCCAUCAAUCAUAAACCAAAACCCAGGUUUUUUUUUCCAAUUUCUUGAAAGAUUUUCUUCUUUUUUUCCCAAUGGAGGUGGCUAAGAAUUCAAAACUGGGGACUCCUGUGAAAGACCCAGAAGGGAGUUCUAAAUUAAAAAACCAAAAGGUUUCAAAACUUUCUGAAAAUUCGAAUCCAAAUAUCUCUGAUUCAAGUUCUCCAUUAACAAAAUCUGCAAAAUCCCAGAAAUAUUCUUCCAAGAAUCCAGUUGUUUAUUCACCAAGAAACAAGCUUAGGGAAAGAAAGUUUGUGGUGGCUAAGAAGAACUCGAAGAAAGAAAGGUCUAAUUCAAAUCCAAAGGUUGAGAUCGAUUGCAAAUGUAAAGACAAGUUUGGUGGGAAUUCAAAGAAGUGUCUAUGUGUUGCUUAUGAGAAUUUGAGAGCAUCUCAAGAAGAGUUUUUUAAGAACAAAGCUGAAACUGAAGCUGAAGAAGAGGCUGAAGAGAACGGUGAUUUUAUUGAGAAUCUUCGAGAAGGGUAUGGAUCAGAUAAUCAAGAGAUUGAUGAGAUCGAAAACUCGGAUCAAACGGGUAGUUCAACUAUCAAGAGAAGGAGGGAUAAGUUGAUGGAGGAAGCAAGAAAUAGUGUGCCUGAAUCUGGGAAAGUUAUGCACUUGGUUAAGGCUUUCGAGAGGCUUCUUUCGAUACCGAAUUCAAAGGAAUCAGAGGAGGGAGAUGAUCAAAAGGAACCAAAAGAAGAGAAGAUUGAUAAUAAUAAUAAGAAGCCACUGAAAUGGGCAUUACCUGGAUUGCAACCACCAAAGGUGCCUGAGGCUAACAUUGAGAAUGAGGAUGAGUCUAAGGAUUCUUCUUCUUCAUUCUGUCCAUCAGAUUUUGUUCUGACUGCUCAGAAUCUUGGUUUGGAUCCACGUUUCUCAGUUUCUUCUUCAUGGGAUAGCAGCCAUGGAAGUAUUUCAAGAAGGACUUCUAAUGGAGGUCGAAGAAGCAGAAGAAAUAGCUCUGACUCUGUUGGGACAAUUGGUGGGAAGAGAUGGAAAAGGCAGCUCAAACCCACUUCCCAAAAACCAUUCAAGCUAAGAACUGAGCAAAGAGGAAAAGUGAAGGAAGAAGAAUUCAUGAAGAAGAUCCAAGAAAUGAUGGAAGAGCAAGAGAAACAACGGAUACCAAUUGCUCAAGGCCUCCCAUGGACAACAGACGAACCUGAGAUCUUGAUCAAACCUCCUGUUAAAGAGUUUACAAGACCAGUAGACCUGAGACUCCACAGUGACGUGCGAGCAGUGGAGCGCGCAGAGUUUGAUCAUCAGGUAGCUGAGAAGAUAAGUCUAAUAGAGCAAUAUAAAAUGGAAAGGGAGAGGCAGCAAAAGAUUGCUGAAGAAGAAGAGAUAAAGAGGCUGAGAAAGGAGCUCAUUCCAAAAGCACAGCCUAUGCCCUACUUUGACAGGCCUUUUAUCCCUAGAAGGUCCUUGAAGCAUCCAACUAUACCAAAGGAGCCAAAGGUCCACAUUCCACAACAUAAGAAGAUAAAGUGCUGCAUAUCAUGGAAUGACAUGAGUUCGUACACUUUUCAGCGCAAUGAAGCAAGAGAAACAUAGGUUUUGAUUACCUAAUGUCAAUUCUACUCCUCAAUUGUUUUCCCCCUUUGGAAGCCAUCUGAAGAUUUGUACAUGUGCAACCAAUUUAGUUGCAAUUUUGCCUUUUCUUUAGUGGAAGAACAAUGGGCAUGAAAAUGAAGUCUCAUUCUGAUCAGUGAGCUUCUUGUUUACUUAGAAUACCAGAUACCAUCUCUAAGAUUAUUGAUCAGAAGAACUGCAUUCUUCAGAAUAAGUUGCUUUCAUGGAGCUGCACCACAAGUAGCUUUCCCUCCAGCAAUGUUUUGAUCCAUUUUUAUC
Messenger RNA from Durio zibethinus, 1979 nucleotides. Its product is annotated as microtubule-destabilizing protein 60-like. NCBI's taxonomy places the organism in Eukaryota, Viridiplantae, Streptophyta, Magnoliopsida, Malvales, Malvaceae. Gene Ontology annotation, biological process: activation of protein kinase activity; regulation of mitotic spindle organization; mitotic spindle assembly. The record is from RefSeq and is a predicted model, not a curated record. Gene Ontology annotation, molecular function: microtubule binding; protein kinase activator activity. Gene Ontology annotation, cellular component: spindle; nuclear microtubule.